AUGCUUGCCUACUUUGUUCCAUUGGCAGCUUUCCUGCCCACCAUCCUUGCCUGCCCUGAUCACUCCAGCUCUGCUUCCAACGCCAUCUACAAGCGUCAGGACGUUCCUGAUACCGGAAAUGGCCAGUGGACUACUCGGAACUCCAGCUCCAGGGACUGGGCAUACGAGGCUUCCUAUGACUGGGGCCGCAUCAGUCCCGACUAUGAGCUCUGCCAGACCGGCACCCAACAAUCUCCCAUCAAUCUGAAUACCGCCGCCUUGGGCAACAAGGUCCACACCCCGUACUUCACCGGCUACAAGGGCACGUGGGCCGGUCAGUACUUCAACUGGGGCUACGGCUCCGCCUUCAGCCUCGACCGCCCGGAGGGCGAUUACUCGCAGCUGCCGUCGAUGGAGUUCGACAACCAGACCGUCUACAUGGUCGGCUGGCACAUCCACGCCCCUGGCGACCACCGCAUCGACGGCAAAACGACCAGGGCCGAGCUGCACCUGGUGCACGUCGACGCCGAGGGCCACGAGAAGGCCGUGCUGGGCUUCAUGAUGGACCCCACCGGUGGCCUCGACGACACGACCUACAACUCGAGCUUCAUCGACCAGCUUCCCUCGCCCAUGCUGCACUUCAACGAGACCAACCGCCAGCUCGCCAUGGAGAUGCGCUUCGACCUCGCCCUCGACGAGGUCAACGGCUUCGACGACUUCUGGACCUACAAGGGCAGCUUGACCAGCCCGCCCUGUCACGAGGGUCUCCGCUGGUUCGUCGCCAGGGACAAGAUGCUGACCAGUGUGCCUCAGAUGCGCGAGAUCCUGCGCGUCAGCACCUUCUCUGCCCGCCAAAUCCAGCAGGAGUGGCUGCACGGUGUCAAUGUGUAG
This is a messenger RNA of Lasiodiplodia theobromae, 870 nucleotides long. Its product is annotated as Carbonic anhydrase. The transcript is spliced from 2 exons. NCBI's taxonomy places the organism in Eukaryota, Fungi, Ascomycota, Dothideomycetes, Botryosphaeriales, Botryosphaeriaceae. Gene Ontology annotation, molecular function: carbonate dehydratase activity; zinc ion binding. The coding region runs from base 1 to 870 and encodes 289 amino acids. The record is from RefSeq and is a predicted model, not a curated record.